Angiostrongylus costaricensis is the source of this 513-nucleotide messenger RNA. Lineage: Eukaryota; Metazoa; Nematoda; Chromadorea; Rhabditida; Metastrongylidae. The record is from the annotation of a GenBank genome assembly.
AUGCGUCUUCUUCAUUUGGAAAUUCCAAGAGCUGUUGCUCUAAUUUUCCAAGCUGUUCCCGGUGGUAAUCCAACAAAUGUAGUUGGAACUCUCAGCUUGACAGAAAGCAAUGGAAUGGUGACGAUCAUAGGCAGUGUAAAUGGGUUGCCUCCAGGCCCUCAUGCUAUUCACGUUCACGAAUUCGGCGACCUUGGAAAUGGUUGUUUAGCCACUGGAGCGCACUAUAAUCCAUUCGGGUCAGAUCACGGUAGUCCAGCAGAUCCACCCUCUGCACGACACGUUGGGGAUCUUGGAAGCAUCAUGACACCUGCAAGCGGUCCAACGCCGAUCAACAUCGAGGAUUCGCUCAUUACUUUCACAGGACGUCGUGGUGUUGUCGGACGAGCUUUCGUAAUCCAUGAAAGAGUAGACGAUCUAGGGAGAGGCGGUGACGCAGGAAGUCGCACAGUAGGCAAUGCUGGCGCUCGCCUUGCGUGUGGAGUUAUUGGCUAUGUUGCACCCGGAACUGCAUAA